UCAAAGGGAACUGAGCAACACUACAUAUAUAUCUGAAAUGAGUUCGCGCUAUAUGGUCUACUGGCGCGUGUACGUCUAUGCGAAAAAUUUGUAUUCGCUGCCGGAAGACACGUCGCGCGGCUACCGUGAAUGCACGCCGUUCGUGUACAGGAGUAAUUCGCAAGAGGCGCAUCGUUUGCUCUGCUUUGCCAAUCGUGAGCUCUCCGUGCUGCUGUGCAAAGCGAAGGGGGAUCUGUUGGUCGUCUUCGAUGUGCUGCAGGAGCUGCUGCUCGAGGUGAACAUGAGGAGCGAGGAGUUCAACAUGUCGCUGGAAUACUUUCUGGGAUCGAAGACCAACCACUUUGUGCACGAGCUCCUCAACUUUGCUCGCUCGCCCUACGACGACAUGAUCAGCUACGAGUGCAAUGUGAACUAUCAGGAGAGGCCCUUCGAAACUGAAAAUCAGGAUGGGAAGAAGAAGAGGGUGAAGGAGGAGCCGGUGCAGCUGCCGCCGCUGCAGCUGCCGCUGUUGAGCACUACGAAACUCGUACGCAACUUCGUGGAGUUCUCCAAGUGUGUGGAUGAGAAUGAGUGUGUUGGCUUGUCGGGUGACCUGGAGGCAGAGGACGAGGAGCCCGAUGAGAUCGAAGAUCUGCUCGAUAUGGCUGAAGCGAAUAUGGAUUCACCAUUGGUGAUAGAGCUGCAUCGCCUGCUCGCCGAGCACAAUGCGGCCAACAUGGUGCGUGGCCGUCAGAGGAGCAGCCAAUCGAGCAAUGGCCAGGGGCUGAACAACACUGGCAACACUGCAGCGGCAGCGGCA
This is a messenger RNA of Drosophila navojoa, 799 nucleotides long. RefSeq lists its product as uncharacterized. Gene Ontology annotation, molecular function: ubiquitin protein ligase activity. The record is from RefSeq and is a predicted model, not a curated record. Lineage: Eukaryota; Metazoa; Arthropoda; Insecta; Diptera; Drosophilidae. Gene Ontology annotation, biological process: protein polyubiquitination; protein monoubiquitination.